Athalia rosae (coleseed sawfly) is the source of this 1605-nucleotide messenger RNA. RefSeq names its product 2-amino-3-ketobutyrate coenzyme A ligase, mitochondrial (gene Gcat). Bases 134 to 1381 code for a protein of 415 amino acids. The transcript is spliced from 7 exons. Gene Ontology annotation, molecular function: pyridoxal phosphate binding; glycine C-acetyltransferase activity. Gene Ontology annotation, biological process: biosynthetic process; L-threonine catabolic process. NCBI's taxonomy places the organism in Eukaryota, Metazoa, Arthropoda, Insecta, Hymenoptera, Athaliidae. The record is from RefSeq and is a predicted model, not a curated record.
UUCGCUUUUUGAUUUGCGUUUUGUUAAUCAUGUGUACUUUCACCAUUCGGUACUUGCUGCUACGGAUAUUUGUGCGGCAAUACAUUUGGCUGUCACUGCUCGAAGACUAUCCAGCUUUAGUUGAAACAACAAUAUGCGAGCAAUGUUGAAACCAUCAGUUUACACUUCAACAAAAUGCCACCUUCGCGCAAACAUGAGUUCGCUGGCAAAAUUUUUACAUCCAGAAUUAGACGCGAUCAAGAGUUCUGGAACAUGGAAAUCAGAACGCAUAAUUACUUCCCCCCAGAGCAUGGAGAUUCGUGUGGCUAAUGGAAAAAACGUCCUAAAUUUCUGCGCUAAUAACUACUUGGGAUUAUCCAAUAACGAGGAAGUAGUAGCAGCUGCUAAAGCUGCUUUGGAUGAAUAUGGUGCAGGCUUGAGUUCGGUGAGAUUUAUUUGUGGAACCCAAAAAAUUCAUAAAGACUUAGAGAAUAAAUUAUCAACCUUUCACGGAAGACAAGAUACGAUUUUGUACGCAUCUUGCUUCGAUGCGAAUGCUGGAAUUUUCGAAACACUUUUAACGGCAGAUGAUGCGGUGAUAAGCGAUGAGUUAAAUCAUGCCUCCAUCAUUGACGGAAUCCGACUUUGUAAAGCAAAGAGAUUCAGGUACAAACACAGAGACAUGGUGGAUCUCGAACAGAAACUUCAAGAAAGUUCCUCAUCCCGCUUGAGGUUGAUCGCUACGGACGGAAUAUUUUCAAUGGAUGGAACUGUCGCACCGUUAUCUAAAAUUGUUGAACUCGCGAAAAAAUAUAAUGCCUUAACUUUCGUUGAUGAUUGUCAUGCGACAGGCUUCUUUGGAAAAACAGGCAGGGGCACAGAAGAAUAUUUCGAUCUUUUGGGUAAAAUUGACAUCAUAAAUUCAACUCUGGGUAAGGCGCUUGGUGGUGCAGCAGGUGGUUACACAACUGGACCAAAAGAACUCAUUGAUUUGUUGAGGCAGCGAAGUAGGCCGUACCUUUUCUCAAAUUCACUACCACCGCCCGUUGUUGCCACAGGAAUUAAGGUGCUCGACCUCAUUUCUAGUAGCACUAAAUUUUUAGAACGAUCUGCUAGUAAUACAGAACGGUUUAGAAGUGCUAUGACGUCGGCUGGAUUCACUAUUAACGGCGAUGGACAUCCGAUAUGCCCCGUGAUGCUUGGAGAUGCGAAGCUAGCUUCUUCUUUUGCCGAUAAGAUGCUAGGCAGAGGCAUUUACGUAAUCGGAUUCAGUUAUCCCGUUGUACCAAAAGAAAAAGCAAGAAUACGUGUCCAGAUCAGCGCGGCGCAUACAACAGAAGAUAUUGAUAGAGCAGUAAAUGCUUUCAUUGAAAUUGGAAAGGAAUUAAAAGUGAUUUCUUGAAUUUAAAAUCAUAAGUAGAAUACCAUGAAUUAAUCUCAACGAUUUUUGAUGUAUAAAGAUCUUUAGUUAAGCCGUAGUAAAGGGAGAGUAUUGUGAAAGAUAUCGUAUCUUCUUACAAAAUAGAUGGACACAAUAUAUGUAUAAGAUUCUUUAGCUCAGAUCAGAGAAAGUUAUGUAUAUCGCAAAAUUCGUGCAUACAAGAAUAAAGCAAUAAUUUCUAGAAA